Molecule: messenger RNA, 624 nt
Organism: Saxophila tyrrhenica
Lineage: Eukaryota; Fungi; Ascomycota; Dothideomycetes; Mycosphaerellales; Extremaceae
Exons: 3
Coding region: 1-624 (207 amino acids)
Cellular component (GO): membrane
Molecular function (GO): transmembrane transporter activity
Source: RefSeq, a predicted model, not a curated record
AUGGCAAGGUUCAUCACAUCGCGAGCGCGUCACCAAGCGCGUGCGAUCCCCGCCGGCUCCAUCUUCUCCACACCUCCUGGACGUCACCAGUCCUCCAGCAGUAAGCUUCCCGUCGAUCCUUCGGUCGGUCUUUGCACGAGAAAAGCUUCUCAGCUGCCGGCAGAGAGAUCGUUCAAGAGUCGUCAAGCGGUGUCUUGGGUUACUGGCAAUAUGAGCGACGUUCAACAUCCGGCACCAAGUCCGGAUAGCGAGGGCAAGAUGACAGACGUCGAGAAGGCACCUUUUGACGCCGAACGACAUGACAAUGUUCCUGAUGUUGCGGCUAAGGAAAGAGCGGAAGCGUUCAUCACUCCAACGCCGAAGGAGGAGAGAGAUGUGAUCCGGAAGCUGGACUGGCGGCUCAUGCCAAUUGUGUUCAUUCUCUACAUGCUUUCGGUACUGGAUCGUAGCAAUCUGGGAAAUGCGAGAUUGGCUGGUCUGGAAGAUGACAUCGAUCUCUCAGGCUUCAGAUACAACUGGCUUGGAACGCUAUUCUACAUUGCCUACAUCUUCUCACAAUGGCUAUUGAUGGGUUGGAAGCAGUUCCCACCGUACGCCACCCCCACAAAGCUCCCAUAUAAGUGA